GGAGGGAUAUACACAUACAUACACACUCACACUCACACACUCACACACACUCACUCAUUCACUAUUCCAGCCGGAUACCACUCUACAGAGCUGGAGACUUUCUCAGAGAAGGCGGAGGUUGGCAACAGCAGCAACCAGAGGCUGUCCGCCGCAGAGAAUGAGGCCCUCAGCCAGCAGCACCACAGCAGCAGCGCAGACGACAGCGACCACUCGGACCCUUGGUCCCCGCGCACCCUGCCCAGACGCUACACAGUAGGGGGGCCCCGCAGCGCCGGGGACGUGCUGACCAUGCAGCCGCACCAUAUGGACCGCAAGCGAGAGGCCUUCCUGGAGCACCUGAAGCAGAAGUACCCCCAUCACGCCUCCACCAUCAUGGGCCACCAGGACAGAAUCAGGGACCAGAUCAGACUCCCUAAGCACAGCGCGAGCCCCCAGCCCGGCUCAGGGGACCCGGGGGAGCCGUUGUCAGUGGCCUCGCUGGAGUCUCUGGAGGCCAUGUCUGAAGGAGGAGAUCCACCCAGUGCCUUCACACGAGGCACCCGCUCCAGGGCCAGCCUGCCUGUGGUGCGCUCAGCCAACCAGACCAAGGACAGGUCACUGGGUGUUCUGUACCUGCAGUAUGGCGAGGACACCAAGCAGAUCCGGAUGCCAAACGAGAUCACCGGGGCGGACACCAUCCGGGCCCUGUUUGUCAGUGCCUUUCCCCAGCUGCUCACCAUGAAGAUGCUGGAGUCCCCCAGCGUGGCCGUCUACAUCAAGGACGACAUGAGGAACGUCUACUAUGAGCUUACUGACGUCAGGAACAUCACACCUCACUCGUGUCUGAAGGUCUACCACAAAGACCCCGCCCAGGCCUUCAACCACAACUCCAAGCCCAACAACGGGGAUGUGAGGGUCCAUCGGGAGAAGAUGUACGUGAGCAGGGACGGUCAGCACAGCCUGCGGCAGGCCCCCGGCAGCCCCAUCAGCAGCCUCCACGCCCUGCAGGGCUCCAUGUCGCCCCCCACCGCCCGCUCCAUGCCCUCCUCGCCCUCCCGCAUCCCGUACGGGCCGCGCCCCUCCCUGCCCCUGGCCGGCAGCGCCACGCUCCCCCGCGAGCGCCUGGCCAGCGCGCCUCUGCCCAGCAGCAGCAGCAGCCGCUCGGUCACGCCCUGCCCCAGCGCCAGCGCCAUCCUGGAGCGCCGCGACGUCAAGCCCGACGAGGACCUGGGCAGCGGCGGGAGCAAGAGCGUGGCGCUGUACGACCCGUACGGGAUGCCCGAGGGCCGGCUGAGCGUGUCGUCGUCGCAGGGCGGCCCCGGGGACGCGGUGGACGGAGCCCAGCCGCCGCUGCCGCUGCCGCCGACGCAGCACUCGCUCUACCGGCAGAAGUCGCGCAAGUACGCCGAGAACCCCAUGGCGACGCUCGGGGGCAAGGCGCAGCAGCCGCCGUCCCCGCACCGGGUCAACGAGGUCAGGAUGAUCGACAUGCCGCCGCAGGGCGUGCCGGUGGAGCGGGGCUCGUCCAUGCGCCGCUCCUUCCGGAAGGACAGCAGCAACGGCGCCAUGGAGGUGGUGGCCAGCGUGCACGGCAGCAUGGUCUCCCCCGUGUUCGUGGACCUGCCCCCGGGCCACGGCACCAGGCCCUUCCAGCCCGGCGUGCCCCCCGGCACCCACCACACCAGUGAGCGGAUGAAGGCCAUGGAGCAGCAGAUAGCCAGUCUGACAGGGCUUGUCCAACAUGCACUUUUAAAGGGGCCAAAUACUAGUGCCACCAAAGACACUACUGGAGAGAAACCUGGGAGAACAGCAUCUCCUGCUAACAGUGUUAACAGUGGAGGAGUGUCACCUGUUCCCGUGCCCAAGAACCGCGCGGCCCAGCCGGACGCCAUGGCCGUGGUGCUCCACUCCUCAGCCAAAGACACGGAGAUGCAGUCCAUGCUGAGCACCUUCAGGAGGAACGUGUCCGACCUCCGCCUGCAGCUCCACCAGCUCAAGCAGAUGCAGCUCCAGAACCAGGACUCGAUGAAGGUGAUGCUUCGGCGGGCCGAGCAGGAGAUCACCGGCCGGUUCACGGACAUGCUGAGGCACCUGGAGGAUCCGGUGCAGAAACAGCGCUCGCAGGUGGACCAGGAGCGGCACACGUACCUGGCCAUGGAGGAGAAGGUGCUCAUCCAGCUGGGGGAGCUGGAGAAGUACGUGGAGAGGCUGAAGAAAGACUCCGCCUCCAGGAUGACCCAGCGGCCAAUCACGCUGAAGGAUGUGGAGGAGGGUGCGGUCAACUUGAGGAAAGUGGGGGAGGCCUUGGCUGGACUCAAAGGCGAGUUCCCGGGGCUGCAGACCAAGAUGCGCUCGGUGCUGAGGGUGGAGGUGGAGGCCGUGCGCUUCCUCAAGGAGGAGCCGCACAAGAUGGACAGCAUGCUGAAGAGAGUCAAGGCCCUGACGGAGACCCUCAGCUGCCUCAGGAGAUGUGCCACCGAGGGUGUCCUACCCUCUCCAGAGCCCACCAGGGCGGCGGCGGCGAGCGAGGCGUCUCCGGUGCCCGACGGCUCCGACUCCUCGGGCUCUUCGCGGAGCUCCCCGACCCUGGGGCCGCGGUCGCCGGCCGGCACCGCCAUCCGCUCGGAGCUGACGCCCUCCUCGCCGGUGGUGGUGCACCGGGUGCGCAGCGCGCCCGUGGCCGCGCCCGUCUGCCAGCACUCGGCCAGCCUCGGCCACGGGCACCACGCCAGCCCGCCGCUCACCCCGACGCACGCCCGCGACUCCCCCACCGUGGCCAAGGUGAGCCCGCGCAGCCGCGAGAGCAGCCCCGCGCUGCAGAAGAGGACCGCGCUGCCCAGGGCCGGCGCCCAGGGCGGGCACGAGGACCCCCCCGGCUCGGGCACCACCAGCGGCUCGGACACGCCGCCCCCCCUCGGCACCGAGGAGCCCGCCGGCGUCGGCAGCAGCAGCGGCAGCAGCAGCAGCAGGGGCAGCCCGAGACACAGAGGCGCCAGCGCCGAGCCACCGGGCACAGAGGAGGUGGAGAAGGAAGAGGUGGAGGAGGAGGAGGAAGAGGAGGAGGAGGAGGAAGAGCCGCAGGCUGGACCCAGUCCAGCGCAGCCUGAUGGGGCAGAGAUGGAGAGGCUCCUCCAGCAGACCCAGGACAGCCUGAUGCAGGCCAUCCCCAGCCUAGAGGUGCCUGCCCGGGGGGAGACGCCAGCGGAGCCCCAGCCAGAGGAGGUGGAGGCCCCCUUACCCGCAGCCUCUGCUCCUGAGCUGCUGCCAAAACCCGUAGCUGACAAACCAGUCGCAGCGGUCGGCUCGGCGGAGCGAUCACAGAGGCCGGCCAUCGAGAAGCCCCACAGGCCCAGCGUGGACCGGGCGAGGGCCGGCUCCGCCGAGAAGGCCAGCAAGUCUCCGCCCCCUCCCCCGCCCCGCCGCUUCUUCCCCAGCGGAUCAGGGCUCACCACCGGGAGGUCAGGAGAGGUCAUCUACACCUCGCACAACAGGAAGGACUCGGCCUCCGCUCAGGAGGGCGAGGGGGAGGAGGUGGAGGAGGAGCCCGCCCAGCCCAAAGCACUGAAGGUGCCCCCAGAGAUCAAGCCCAAGCCCCAGAGUCCCCCGCCCACGGGGGCCGGCGCCUCCCCGGUCACUCCUCGGGUAGCCGCCAGCGCCACGGCCUCCUUGGCCGACGGCGACGAGGAGGACGAGGGAGAUAAGAUCAUGGCCGAGCUGCAGGUGUUUGAGAGGUGCACCGUUAAAGAGUUAGAGGCAAAAUGUUUUGUUGAACUCUCAAAUGUUGAGCCGGAGGUGCUGGACCCAGAAUCCCCAGCCCCCCACACACCCAGAGACACAAAGCAGACCCCGGGUCACCAGGGUGAAGCGACAAACCAAACUAAGGAUGGAAAGGAUUCCACUCCGCAAGGUUCCAGGGUGAUAUAUUACGUCACUGGACAGAUGUCCAAUGAGCGUCCUGCAGCAGACACAGCAGAACAAAAGGAGGGCAGGGAGCGAACCCUUCCCCAAACCAAGGUGGCACAUGCGAAUGCUUUUGACCUUUCCCAGAAGCCAAAGUUAUUAACAUCAGCUGAAUUCCCCACAGUUUCCCAUAAAGCAGCAGGCCAAGGCCCAAGCGGGCAGCCAUCCACACAGCACCCGGAGAGAAGCCCUAAUCCAGAACCUGUGCUCUCACAGGCUGCCCAAAAGAGGAACGCUGUGCCUGCCAAACACAGUGCUGUUCCUGAGAAGCCAGUGAAUGGCCUUCCGGGUGGACAGGCCACCAAGCCAGCAAACGGGGAGAGCCCGAUCAAUGAGGAGGUGGUGAUGAGGUCUAAUAGGGGCCGCUCGAGGUACGCGGAGGAGUCCGGAUUGAGCCCGGACCUCCCAGACGAGGAGGGCCCCCCUCCCCCGUCCACCGACAGCAUUGCCUUCAUGAUCACCCAGACCAAGGUGCAGGCACUGUCCAGUGGCGAGUACAAGGAUCUGGUGAACACCACCAAUGGCGGCGACAUGCAGACGGUCAAAGUAGGUAUGGACCAGUCGGUGUACGCGCCCGAGGACUGCGGCUUUGACCGCAAGCCCGUCAUCAUCAUCUUCGACGAGCCCAUGGAGAUCCGGCAGGCGUACAAGCGGCUGUCGACCAUCUUCGAGGGCGAGGAGGAGCUGGACCGGAUGCUGUCAGGGGACAGGAUCGAUGAGGAGAGCGAGGAGGAGGAGGAGGAGCGGCAGCAGGAGGAGUUGGAGAGGAGAGCCAGGAGAGAGAUCAAGGCAAGAGAGGUAACUGUUGCAACUGGUAUAAGUUUGGCCAGAACAGACCAGGCUCAACCGAAGCCAAAUAUUCGCAGGCCUGCUGCUGCUAUCGAGGUCAAUAAGCCCCUGAGCCCGACGGAGCCUUUGUCUCCCGAGGCCGUCGACGGCUCUAUACCCGAGCCCUCUCUGAACGACCCGAAGCAAGACGCCAAGAAGAAGUUCAAGUUCAAGUUCCCCAAGAAGCAGCUGGCCGCCAUUGGGCAGGCGCUGCGCACGGGGACCAAGACGGGCAAGAAGACCCUGCAGGUGGUCGUCUACGAGGAUGAGGAGGAGACGGACGGCACCAGCAAGGAGCUGAAGGUGGCCAAGCGGUUUGAGAUCCAAGGUAAAUCCAAGGCCAACAACCAGACCUCCUCUUUGACACCGCCGGCUGUUCCGCCAAAAGCCAAAGUGGCGCCUAAGACCCAGAGACGGACAGAGGAGAUCCGUAAGAACACCUUCAAGACCCUUGACAGCCUGGAGGAGACCAUCAAGGAGCUAGAGACCACCAUCAGUGACCUGGGGCCCAAGUCCGAAACCCCGCCCGAGGAGCCCCCCUCCCCGCGGGGAGGCUCCAAGGUGAAGCGGUCCGUGUCCGACUGCUCUCAGACGGAGGGAAGUCCCUCCAAGCGCACCCCGCCUCAGGAGUCCUCCAAGGCCCAGAAGGUGCCUUCUCUGCGAAAGAAGGCCAAGCCUCACCUCCUGCCCCGGCCGUCGGCCACCUCCGCCUCUGGCCCUUCCUCCUCAUCUGGGGCCUCAUCUUCCUCCUCCUCCAGCAGCAACGCCAGCAGUAAACAGAACAGCGGCGGUUCGUCCUCCACGUCUAGACCCACGCUGCCUUCGCCCAAGACCCGACAGCAGCCUGGCGCGAGCGCGGAGAAAGCCGGGAAAUCGCAAAAGCUCCAAGAUACCCAGAGGCAGUUCAGACAGGCUAACGGGAGUUCUGUGAAAACUGAUGGGGAUAGUAAACAUGCUUUCCUUGCUUUACCUGCUUCUAAGAUCCCAGCCUUUUGUCCUAGCUCUGGAAAAGGUAGCUUGUCUUCUCCUAACUCAAACAUGUCUAAGCCUACUAAUCCAUUAUCCGCCUCUUCCUCCUCCUCCUCCCCUCCUCCUCCGCCCUCUCCUCCACCCCCAUCUCCCCCUCCAAGUCCGCCAUUCCGUGUCUAAGUCUUGGCCGGCACAUUCGCACCUCAGCCCACGCCCUCCCUCGCCCCGUCCCUUCCAACGACUCCCUCCAGCUCCACGGGGCCAAAGGCCAGACCCUUUCUUUCCUGCAGCAGCAGCAGCAGACUCAAAAUGGCCGCCCCCACACCUCCCCUUCCCAUCACCCCGUCAGCAUCCCUACCACCUCGUCCUCUGGCAUUAACUACUCCUCCUCUUCCUCCUCCUCUUACUCUUAUUCCUCCUCUUCCUCCGUGUCCCCUACCUCCACCUCCUCCUCCUCCUCGCCCUCUUCCCCCUCCCUCCUCUCCCCCACGGCCGUGGCUCAGGGUGGCAGGGGAGGCCGGGCAGCCCACCUCCACGGCAUCGGCAGCGUUCGGCCACAGGGGGGCAGCGGUGGUCCGCCCGCCGUCACACCAACAUCAUCCUCCAGGGACAUGGCAUGACCUCCAUGUUCUGUUUUUUUUAUGUUCGUUUUUUUUGUAUGUGUCAUUUUUUGACUUCUGUUUCUUCUCCUCCUCCUUCAUCGUAUGUUGUUUUAUAGUGUUGUCUGUAUGUUCAUGUUCUGAACGUCAGUUGAAUCUGUUUAUGGGUGUAAAUUGCCUGCAAGGCUGCUUGAUGUGUGAUGAGAUAAGAGUGUAACCUAGAGAAAAGUCAGCCUUUUGCCCUGUGCGUCUAUACAAGUAUUGAUGAGUUUAGUCACUGUAUUCACAAGAUAAUUUAAUUCUUGGCUUACAUUACAUGCAAGAGAGAGGAAAAUAUGUAACCCAUUAGAUUUAGAGCUAGACAGUCAGUGCUUUGGAAGAUGUUUAUUUUUUAUUUAUGUAAAAGGUUAGCAGUUUUAAUGGAUGGUAUUGAGAAUAUAUUUUAUAUAAAUAUGUUUGGGAAUGAAUAGAUCAUGUUGAAAUAGAAUCACUACAAAAAAUGUACAAAAUAUUUUUGAAAUUUGAAAAAAAGACUUCAAUACUGCAGUAUAUUUUCACCUACUUUGGCUUAAAAGUGGCCAUAGACAUCUAUCUAUAGCAAUGCUUUGACACUCAUAUAAAGUUUGAAUUGAUUUUGAAAGGGAGCUGAAACGGCAGCAUUUAUUUGUAGAAGGCAUCGCGCAGGUUCCUAUGCACUGCCAAAUGAUUUCUCUGACCAGUAUAGACCAAUGUGGAACCUGUCCUCCUCAGUAUGUGUCUGUGCCAACAUACCAAAGCACUUGGGUGUUCAUUUUACACUGACAGACAAUGCUGUGCAUCAGAGCCACUGUGUGAUUAUGACUGUGACAGGGCACUGUCACACAAAGCUGUCUCUCUCAUUGUGCAGUAGUAGAGACUCACUGGUUUUGAUACCACAGUAUGUGAUCAUGAGCAACAUGCAAAAUGUUUAGAAGAAAAAAAAAAGAGAGAUUUUGGUUGAUUUGGCCAAAGUUUACUUCAAUGCAUGCCUUUCAGAUGUUUGAGAUUAAAUUUGUGUUUGCACAAAAUACUGUAAAUAGUUGAUUUCUUUCUCUUUUAAUUUUAUAAGCUUGUAUAACCUGUACAAAGCUCUGUGGAAGAAAAUGUGUGUGAAGGUGUCUGACCUAAUAAAGGGCUGCCUGCUUGUAGUACAGAUUGAAUCUGUUUGGA
Sardina pilchardus (European sardine) is the source of this 7523-nucleotide messenger RNA. Its product is annotated as sickle tail protein homolog. The record is from RefSeq and is a predicted model, not a curated record. Lineage: Eukaryota; Metazoa; Chordata; Actinopteri; Clupeiformes; Clupeidae. The transcript has 21 exons. Bases 289 to 5916 code for a protein of 1875 amino acids. Gene Ontology annotation, cellular component: cytoplasm.